Molecule: messenger RNA, 1053 nt
Organism: Lipotes vexillifer (Yangtze River dolphin)
Lineage: Eukaryota; Metazoa; Chordata; Mammalia; Artiodactyla; Lipotidae
Gene: ADAT3
Product: adenosine deaminase tRNA specific 3
Exons: 1
Coding region: 1-1053 (350 amino acids)
Cellular component (GO): cytoplasm; nucleus
Molecular function (GO): tRNA-specific adenosine-34 deaminase activity
Source: RefSeq, a predicted model, not a curated record
AUGGACCCCACCCUGGGCGACGUGGAGCCACACAGAGACGCGAAGGCCGGGAGCCCCGAGCGAGAGCCGGCGUGGCAGGCCCUCCCGAUCCUGUCUGAGCAGCAGUCCUGCGCGGUGGAGCUGGUGCUGGCCUAUGCCGCGCCGGUCCUGGACAAGCGCCAGACCUCACGCCUCCUCAAGGAGGUGUCAGCCAUCCACCCGCUGCCCGCACAGCCUCACCUCAAGAGGGUGCGACCCAGCCCCCGCCCCGGCUGCCCACACGCGCUGGAGAUGCUGCUGUGCCUGGCGGGUCCAGCCGCGGGCAUGCGAUCACUGGCCGAGCUCCUCCCGCCACCGGCCGUGGACCCCCGUGGCCUGGGCCAGCCCUUCCUGGUGCCUGUGCCCGCGCGGCCGCCCCUGACCAGGGGCCAGUUUGAGGAGGCGCGCGCCCACUGGCCCACCACCUUCCAUGAGGACCGGCAGGUGACCCGAGCCCUGGCCGGGCAGCUCUUCUCGCCGCAGGAGCGGGUGGCGAUGCAGGGCCACAUGGAGCGGGCCGUGUGGGCCGCGCAGCAGGCAGCCUCGCGGGGCCUGCGGGCCGUGGGGGCGGUGGUGGUGGAGCCGGCCUCGGGCCACGUGCUGGCCACGGGCCACGACUGCAGCAGCGCAGCCACACCCCUGCUGCACGCCACCAUGGUGUGCAUCGACCUGGUGGCCCGGGGCCAGGGCCGUGGCGCCUAUGACCUUGCACCCCACCCCGCCUGCUCCUUCACCCCAGCCACCGCCCCCCCAGGCGUCCGCGCGGGCUCCGUGCGCAAGCUGGAUGAGGACGCCGAUGGCCUGCCCUACGUGUGCACCGGCUACGACCUGUACGUCACCCGUGAGCCCUGCGCCAUGUGCGCCAUGGCCCUGGUCCACUCCCGCGUGCGGCGCGUCUUCUAUGGGGCGCCCUCGCCGGACGGCGCGCUGGGCACCCGCUUCCGCCUCCACGCCCAGCCGGACCUCAACCACCGCUUCCAGGCCUUCUGUGGCGUGCUGGAGGCCCAGUGCCGCCGGCUGGACCCCGACGCAUAG